This is a messenger RNA of Dendronephthya gigantea, 537 nucleotides long. RefSeq lists its product as uncharacterized. The transcript has a single exon. Lineage: Eukaryota; Metazoa; Cnidaria; Anthozoa; Malacalcyonacea; Nephtheidae. The record is from RefSeq and is a predicted model, not a curated record. Gene Ontology annotation, biological process: regulation of transcription by RNA polymerase II. Gene Ontology annotation, cellular component: nucleus; transcription regulator complex. Bases 1 to 537 code for a protein of 178 amino acids.
AUGGCAAAUAAGAAGACAUCAUCUACCCGCGGACGAAGAAAAGGAAAGAGGACUCCAUCAUCAGCCGUUGCCAAAGCUGACGAACAACGUGUUUGUGCACCUGCAGAUGUACUUAUUCCUGAGACAUCUUUAAAUAAUGCGCGACAUGUUCCUGAGCUCUCAAAGUCCCCAACACAACCUUCCCAAAACUCCCAUAAUUCAUCGGCUUUAUCAUCUGAAACCAAUGAUGACUUCACCUCCUUCCGGCGGGCUGAUAGCAAGGAGAAAAAUAAGCAGAAGAGGGCGAAGAAAAACCCCUACAACCUCAGCGCCACAGAAGAGGAGCUGAUGCUGGAGUUUAUCAUGGACAAUCCUGUGCUGUGGAAUGUGAAGAUGACAGAUUAUAGGCGGAAAGACAAGAAAGAGAAGAUCUGGGAAGAGCAAGCACAUCAGAUGAACAAGACUGUUGACAUCCUCAAGGGCUGGUUCAGAUCGUUGCGCGACACCCAUACGCGCCUUGACAAGAAGAAAAGCGGGGAUAUUGUGCUCCAAACCUGA